Molecule: messenger RNA, 3584 nt
Organism: Caenorhabditis sp. 36 PRJEB53466
Lineage: Eukaryota; Metazoa; Nematoda; Chromadorea; Rhabditida; Rhabditidae
Source: the annotation of a GenBank genome assembly
AUGACAGAGCCGAUAAAGGAAAUAGCGGUGAAACGGAGUGUGGAAGCGGUGUACACUGGCGGAACGGUCAGAUGGAGUGCGAACGGCCAAAAAUUGUUCUCCACGUGUACGAAUGUGGUGAAAGUUAUCGAUUUGGAGCAGACGAACGCCAGGUUAGUCAAGAAAACGCGGAUUUUCAUCCCAAAUUUGAACAAAAACGUGUGAAUGGUAGCUUAAUCAGCUUGAAAAACUAGAUCUCUAAGAACGUGGAAACAAUGUGUUUUCUUCAAAACCUACGUUAAUUUCCCCAAAGCUUCUCCAAAUUUCUGUGAAAAACGUGCGAAAGCACGUUUCUUUUCGUGUUUUGCCAAAAAAUGGGUUAGCAUCGGAACGAAAAGAGAGGAAAACAACAAGGAAAAUUAUCGAACCGACCGAAAAUCGUUUGUUUUGCGGUUCCGCGCGUGGGUCAAAACUAAAAGAUUCUACAGUUUUUGGAUGCGCCUUUAAAGUUACAGUGCGCGCGUUGCGGUGUUUGGGACCGCUGGGAGGACGGGGAGAAAAAAAAGAGGAUCGCUCUCGGCGGAUAGUCAUCUCGGACGGAAGGGCCGCAGAACGCGACGGCAGACUACGAACAGAUGAUGACUAAAAAGAGCACAUAUUUCGGAAAACAUAAUGACAAGUGCAAAUUUUUUAAAAAUUUCAAAAGAACACACAGAAAACCCCUCAAUUUUUGCAGCUAUACGAUCGGAGACCCGGAAGACGAGUUGCGGAUCACGUGUACGGUGGUGGAUCGCAACCGGAACCGUCUUCUGAUCGCCUACAACAACCAGGUGAUCCGCGAGUACACGAUCCCGCUGGAUCCGUCGGUGCAGAAGCCCGAGCUGGCGAAAUCGUGGAAAACAAUGCACACGGCCCCGAUUCUGGUGAUGGAGUUCAACGAGGAGGGUCAUUUCCUGGCGACCGGCUCGGCGGACCACACUGUAAAAGUGUGGAAUCUUCUGGAAUCGCAGUGCACGCACACUCUCAAGGGACCGUCCGUCGUGUCGGCGAUCGUGUUCGGCAGAAACGAGAAACUGGUGGUCGGCUACAUCGAAGGCCAGCUGAAUUUGUACAAUUUGAUAAAGGGCGCGCCGAAAAAGUUGGCGAACGAGUGGAAAAAACACAGUUCACAGAUUACCGCCCUGCUGCAAGUGCCCGAGUCGAGAGUAGUUGUGGCCCUUUCCCGUGAUCAGACCAUGUCUUUGCACGAGACGGAAACCCAGGAGACCCUAAAAGUACUUCCGCUCUUCGAAUCCGUCGAAUCCGGAGCCAUCGGUCACAACGGAAACCUUUUCACGGUCGGCGAGGAGGGACUCGUCAAGGAGUUCGUCAUCGAGACCGCCCGUCUCGUGCGGAAAAAGCGAAUUUGCGGCGGCGGAAUCGAUCAACUGGCCUACGAUCCGGUGUCCAAUCGAUUUUUGGCCGUCUCCGCAGAACAGAAUCUGAUUUUGGUGGAUUUUGAGCAGUUGAAGAUUGUCAGACAGAUUGUCGGAUUUCAUGACGAGGCAAGGACGGGAAAAUGAGAAUUUUGUUCAAAUACAAUUUUAAAGCUAUUUUUGACAAAUUUGCUGCAGAAAUUCCUCAAAAAACGCCAAAAAAAACGAAAAAAAAAACUUUUUCACGUUUAUUCACUCCAUUUCCACAUUUUCAGAUCUACUCGUGCUGUCUACUGGGAAACAACGAAUCUCACAUGGCGGUGGCGUCGAACACCGCUGAAAUCCGUCUCUACUCGACCGACACCCUCGAUUGCCGGCUGAUCCGCGGCCACUCGGAGUCGGUGCUCUCCGUGGUUUCGCCCGCGUGGGACUGUUCCCUGCUCGCCUCGUGCUCCAAGGACAACUCGAUCAUUUUGUGGCGUCUCUGCUCGGCGGAUUCCGACGAUUCGGCAACGUUGAUUCCGCUCUUCGCGGCCACCGGACACGCCAAUUCGGUCACCGCGUUGGCCGUUUCGAACACGCAGAGAUCGCCGUUCCUCGCGUCGGUCUCCAGUGAUUGUACCAUCAAAUUGUGGCCGAUCGGUGAGGCUUCGAAGGCGAAAGAGGCGCCGAAAGUGGAGGCCGAGGGGGAUUUUGUGGAGCAGCUGUAAGUUUGAAACGAAAAACAUGAUUUUCGCCAGUCGUAGAAAUCGAUGAAUUUCGAAUAGAACACCGAGUUUUCCUGGUAAAAUUGAUGGAAUUUUGAGGUUGGAGCCUUUUCCACCAGAUUUCGCAACAUUUCCCAAUUUUGGUCACAAAUCCGGUGUCACUCCUUCCUUUUCUCGUUUCUAAUGCUGCUUUGAGCAGAAAUCUUGGAUUCUCAUCGAUUUUACAUCAAAUUUCAUUUUCCCUUAAUUACAGUCCAAAACUGCAAUGCUCGUCGACAAUGGUGGCCCAUGGAAAAGACGUGAACUGCAUUGACAUUUCCGAAUCGGAUGCCCUUAUCGCCACCGGCGGAAUGGACAAACUGGUGAAACUGUGGCAAGUGGACGGCCAAAAGAUACAGUUGGGCAUCGGCGGCACCCUUUCGGGCCAUCGGCGCGGCGUUGGCGACGUGAAAUUCGCGCGGAACGCACACAAACUGGCGAGUUGCUCGGGCGACAUGAGCAUCAAAGUGUGGAGUGUGGCGGAGAAGAAUUGCCUGCAGACGAUCACCGGACACUCGUGCGCCGUCUUCCGCGUCAUUUUCGUGCGCAACGACACACAGAUCAUCUCGGCCGACUCGGCGGGCAUCAUCAAGAUCUGGACGAUCAAGACGGCGGACUGCGAGAGUACUGUCGACGGACACACCGACAAAAUCUGGUCCCUGAGUGCGGAUAGGCACGAGAAGGAGUUUGUGACGGCGGGCACCGAUGGUCGGAUCGUCGUGUGGAAGGAUGUGACGGAGGAGAAGCAGCGGGCGGAGGACGAGAAACGGCGCGAGGCCAUCGAACAGGACCAGACACUCACCAAUCUGCUCAGUCAGAAACGGUUCAAGGAGGCACUCGUGUUCUCUUUGACACUCGCCAAACCCUACUGUGCCUACAAGGUAGGGAAAAGGAUAGAAAAACGAAGAGAACUGAUGCUCUGAGCCAGUUUUCAUGUAAUUCUUUGAAAAGGCGAGGUUUUGACGUUCGGCACAGUGGAUUUGCAAUUCGCUGGUAUUGUUCGAACUUCAAAAAAUACGUUGAAAAAUCAGAGAUCUCCUGCGUUUUUUCGAGAACAUGGCUCAAAAUGCAUAAUUUCUCUGCUCUUCCACUUUAAAACCAAAAUUUUUCAUAUUGCAGGUGAUAAACGCACUAAUAUCCGAGGAAUCGCCGGACGCGCUGUCGGCGGCGAUCCGUCGUCUGGACGCCCGUCAAACGGAGAUCCUGCUGCAGUUCACGGUGAAAUGGAACACGAACAGCCGUCAUUCCCACGUGGCCCAACGCGUUUUCUUUCGAAAUCAUCCACAUUUGUCCGCCGGACGAGCUGCUGCAGUUGCCCAACGCGGCCUCGUACGUCGAAUCACUUCUACCCUACACCCAACGACACAUGGAUCGGCUCGAUCGGGCCAAGCAGGACGUCAGUCUGUUCGAUUUCGUCUGGAAACAGAUGAGAGCUGUCGUUUAA